CUUCAAGUCACUUUCGAGGAUAUGCUUCGCAGCCGAUCGCCCCGCUGGCUCGCCACCGCUCGCUCCAUGUCGUCGCUCCGCCCGCUCGUGACGAGCCAUGACAUCCAGUCGCUUGCCGCCGAAGGCAAGUCCGUCCGCUUUGUCGAUGCUUCCUGGUACCUUGACAAGGCUCGCAACGGCCACGAUGAGUUCCUGCAGGAGCGCCUUCCUGGCGCUGUCUACUUUGAUAUUGACGCCAUCAAGGACACCGCGUCGCCGUUGCCGCACAUGCUGCCGCCACCGUCGCUCUUUGCAUCGGCGAUGAACGAGUUUGGCAUCGCGAAUGACACGACCGUCGUUGUCUACGGUGGCGCCAACUGCUUUAGCCCCGCGCGCUGCUGGUGGACGUUCAAGUACUUUGGCCACGCCCGCGUCCAUGUUCUCAACGGCGGGUUGACGCAGUGGAAGAAGGACGGGCAUGCCGUCGAGGAAGGCCUGCCGUCGCCUCCCGCACCCACGACGGGCUACGUGGCCACGCCAGAUGCGCGCCUUGUCUUGACGGCCGAGCAGGUCCUCAAGCUCUUAUCGUCGACGAAUCAAGUCAUUGACGCGCGUGGGCCCGGCCGGUUCACGGGCAAGGACCCGGAACCUCGCGCGGGUGUUCGUGGCGGACACAUGCCGGGCGCGAUCAACACGCCGUUUUCGCACGUUCUGACGCCGGACGACUAUUCGGUCUUUCGCGACCCCGCAACGAUUCGCUCGAACUUUGAGGCCAGCGGCGUGCGCAUCGGCGAUGCGGGCACGGUCAUCGCCACGACGUGCGGGUCGGGCGUCACGGCGGCGGUGCUUACGCUGGGACUGCACGUGCUCGAUGUCCCCCUCGAACGGGUCCCUGUGUACGACGGGUCGUGGUCCGAAUGGGGCACGCGCGACGACCUGCCUGUGACAAAGGACAUGUAGUGGACCUUGGACUGAGGAAGCAAUCGCUGGCGACCGUCGUCGGUCGCAGUUCCAUCGCCUUAACAUGUCGCUGACAUUCGUUGUCCCACGCCUUGCAGCGAUAUGUCAAGCACGCUAAUGCGACGUCGUCCUCAUCACGUGCA
Messenger RNA from Saprolegnia diclina VS20, 1082 nucleotides. RefSeq lists its product as hypothetical. The record is from RefSeq and is a predicted model, not a curated record. NCBI's taxonomy places the organism in Eukaryota, Oomycota, Saprolegniomycetes, Saprolegniales, Saprolegniaceae. Gene Ontology annotation, biological process: transsulfuration. Gene Ontology annotation, molecular function: thiosulfate-cyanide sulfurtransferase activity. Bases 22 to 939 code for a protein of 305 amino acids. The transcript has 11 exons. Gene Ontology annotation, cellular component: mitochondrion.